CGUUAAGCAUAAAGUCGAAGAUUAUAUUCACUCUUUUCUUCAAUUUGGCUUUUUUUGCCUUUCUUUCAAACAAUCAUUAUCUCAUCAACACCCAACCACCUUCCUUUUACCUCUUUUUUUUUUCUUUACAUUGACAAGUUGGCCGGUUCCACUUGAUCUUUGAUUUCCCUUUCCUUUUUCCAAUUCUUUUGAUCGAUUUCGUUUUUGGAUUCUUUUUCAAUUUUCUUUUUUGGCAAUCGUGGCACGUUUCAAAAUUCAGCAUAAAAUUAUAUCAACAUGAAUCCAAACAUUCUCUCAACCCAAAUCACUUCAGUUGGCUCUGCCGAACAAAUCACAGCAAAACGUGAAGUCGUAGUCAAUACGGACGAAAUGCGUAGUCGUACACGUUCUGCGCUCUUUCAAGCUUUGGCUUUACGCUGCAACGAAUCGGAUGAUAGCAGUGAUGAAACUGAAUCAAAUCACAGUUCAACAACGGCUGUUUCUGAAGAAGAUGAAGGAAGUGAUGAAGAAUACAAGCAAAGCAUCAGUCAAGAUCAAUAUCACAACAAUGUUCGUUUACCCAGCACAUUCUCACUUCAAUCCAAUGCACAUCAUUUCGAUCGCCGUGUUUCAAGUGCUUCACAAAGAAGCCCACAAGUGCAAAAACGUAUUUCUUCAUUGGCUUCCAAAAAUGCAAAUCGCAAUAGCUUCCGCAAUCGCCAUCGUCCCGCUCCAAUGGAACUAGCCUCUUCAACGCAUGCAAGUAUAACGCCUAGCAUCGAAAUCGAACAAGUAUUCGAUGAUGAUUCUGAGGCUCAAACUCAACAAGUGAUCGGUAAAGUAACCAACCAAGCCUCUGAUGCUCGCUUAGUUGCACGUACGAAAAUGAUGCAAGCUCUUGGACGCAACCGUUUGGCAAGUCUGAGAAGGAGCGAGAGUAUGGAUGUCUUGGUCGGUCAAACAGCUGACAAAACAUCUCCAAGUAGCAAUGCACGUUUGAGUCCAUCUGCUCUCACACCUCUUCCACGUACGCCUGGAACUGCAGCACCAAGAUCGCCAGGCACUGCAUACCAUCAAAGAAGCUUCAGUUGCCCAACACCACAAAGUCCCAUGUUGCACAACUUUGGCGAAGUGCAAGUAAUCGUUACUCCACCUACACCUCGACCUCAAGGCAGCCCAAUCAUUGGGGUAUUCAUCAAAGGUGUUCACAACCGUAAGGCAAACACAGACUCCAUCACGGGACAACAACACUUUUGUGCAUUUGACGAUAUGUGCAUGAGCACAGGCAAAUGUCGCACAGAGACAAAGCUGUCUGUUCCUGAAUUCGAAUUGGCACCAGGCAGAUCCAAAUUGAUUCAAGCACAACGGGCACAAGCACUGGCCAUGAUUGCAUGGCAGAAACAUCAAGAAGCCAACAAUCCUUGGCAUAAUGCGAUGUUUGGAAAUCAAGAUGAUGAAUCUCCAAGCAAAGAGGCUUUGAAUCAAGUUGGCCUGUUUGCUGAAAACCAGCAAUCUCCAAUCUUGCUUCCAGGUACUCCAGGUGCGCCAAGUCUAACACACGUUCAAGAAGUACGAGCGAUGCAAAGUAGACAUAUGCUCAAGCGAUCAUCAGCAGUUUCGAUGACAAGAUCAACGCAACAAUCCCAACCAAAUUCAGCAGCCACGGUUACUCCUGUUUCUAGUACAAAUGCAACCGUUGGAGAUGCUUUACAAUCAGCAAAAACCUCCUCUGCUUCUUCUUCUUCUUGGUGGCGUGAACCACGUUCGGCACCUUUGAGUUGGAACGGAAGUUCAGCAAGCGCAUAUAGCCAAGCAAGUGCAAUGUCUGGCACACAACCAAGUCCUGAAUCAUCCAUGGGUACGAUGACACAUUCUGCCUUUUCGAUGGUUUCCAAGCCAGGCGGUGUAAAGAGCGCAGCUGAUUCAUCUUUAAGUUGGAGACGCAAAAGUGUUGAUGAAGGUGAAAGUAGCGGAAGUGAUGAUUCAACUUGUGUGGCUAUCAAAGGUGCUAGUCCAAACAAGAACGGAAGUCGUUCUGCCAGUAGUGGAUUAUCGAAAUCUGAUCGUCCUUACGUUCCACCGGGAAAGCGCAAUGCUAUGCAAAGUCAACAAAGUGGCUUGAUGGGACGCAAAGAAGGAGUUGCAGCAGCGGAAGCAGCCAAAAAGGCUGAGAUCUUACGUUGGAAGAAUGAAACUGAAGCAAUCCGUAGUGCUCCAGCUAUUCGUAGCCUGGUAAUCCCAUCAAGCGUUAUCGAAAGCACUGCUGCUUCCCAUCAAGCCAUUGCACGUCAACGUGCUGCCAGUAGUAUGCUCUCUCGUUUGAGUCAUCGAACUGCUCCUGCCGCUCCUGCCACUCCAGCAUAAAAAAUGCGUCUUUUUUUGAUAUCAUCUUUAUCGUCAUUCUUUUUUAUUGUAUCCAUGUAAAGUUAUUUUAGUCAUCGCUCACUUUUCCUUUUGCCAUUCAUUUGAAAUUUUUCUCUAAUCCGAUUUCAUCAUCAUUAUCCGUUUGUGAUUGCGUAAAG
Messenger RNA from Meira miltonrushii, 2501 nucleotides. RefSeq lists its product as uncharacterized. The record is from RefSeq and is a predicted model, not a curated record. The transcript has a single exon. The coding region runs from base 277 to 2343 and encodes 688 amino acids. Lineage: Eukaryota; Fungi; Basidiomycota; Exobasidiomycetes; Exobasidiales; Brachybasidiaceae.